This is a messenger RNA of Danaus chrysippus (African queen), 645 nucleotides long. NCBI's taxonomy places the organism in Eukaryota, Metazoa, Arthropoda, Insecta, Lepidoptera, Nymphalidae. The record is from the annotation of a GenBank genome assembly.
AUGUCUGAAUCGUAUGAAUAUUUAUUUAAGUUUUUAAUCAUAGGAAGUGCUGGUACUGGAAAGUCGAGUCUUUUAAAUAACUUUUUAGGGAACAAAUUCAAAGAAGACAGAUGUCACACUAUAGGCGUGGAAUUUGGGUCAAAAAUAAUAAAUAUCGGAGGAAAAUCUACUAAACUGCAAAUUUGGGACACGGCCGGCCAAGAGAGGUUUCGGUCAGUGACUCGUUCAUAUUAUAGAGGAGCUGCCGGUGCUCUGUUAGUGUAUGACAUUACAUCUCGAGACUCAUUCAAUGCUCUGAGUAACUGGUUGAGAGAUGCUCGGACACUCGCCAGCCCUAACAUUGUCAUACUACUCGUCGGUAAUAAGAAAGAUCUAGAAGGUUCUAGAGAAGUAACCUUUACUGAAGCUAGUCAAUUUGCACAGGAAAAUGAAUUAAUGUUCCUUGAAACGAGUGCCAGAAGUGGAGAAAACGUAGAGGAAGCUUUCUUAAAGUGCUCUAAAACUAUCCUGGCUAAGAUUGAGACUGGCGAGUUGGAUCCCGAGCGAAUAGGUUCGGGGAUUCAGUAUGGGACAGGAACAUCCAAGAAACUUACCGCCCCUAGAAAACCUGUGAAGCCCCCAUCAGACUGCGCCUGCAAUGUCUAA